UGCUUAGCAAACAAGGAGACUUAUUAUAUCCAGAUAUUUAAUAAGAUAUUUUUAUAUCAUAGGAUAUCCUAGUUUUGUGUGUAUAAGGAUAUAUCUAAAUUGGAUUCAUAUCCAUUGAUAUUAGUUACAAAAUAAAUUUAACGUCUAAAUUUAUCCGUCCUCAAACUGGGUUUCGAGUGACUAGCUAACAUCUGCAAAGUAUGAUGGAUUUGCAGGGUGAAAGAGGAGGAGGAGAUGAAAAAACAAAUGAAACCAUAAUUGAGAAAAAAAAACUUUCAUUCAGCGUAGCUUCACUCUUAGAAAACAAGUUUAUGUCCCCCGUUGUUCAUCGUGAUCACGAUGAACAAGAUGAUGAUGAUCACGAUGAUGUUCAUGACGAGAGUCGGGACGAGGAUGAGGACGUUUCUGUAGACUCUGACUGUGAUGAUAUAGAUCCUGGAAAUGAGGAGAGAGAUGGAGCAGUGUCUCCGCCCUCCCUCCCUCGUCACCCCCUGGCGUACCCCCAUCCCCUCCUCUCUCUCAGACAAGAUACUCCAAACCAACCAAAAUUCUUUAAUAUUUUCCCCCCUGGGAUGAACGCCUUUAAUCAAGCAAUGUUUAGUUCAGGAGUUAUGAACGGGCCCCAAGUUCCUCUGAAAUGUACCCUGAGAAAACAUAAACCGAACCGGAAGCCCCGGACCCCCUUCACAACCCAGCAGUUGAACUCCUUGGAGAAGAAGUUCAGAGAGAAACAAUAUCUUUCCAUAGCAGAGAGAGCAGAAUUCUCUAAUCAUCUUAAACUUACAGAAACUCAAGUCAAAAUUUGGUUCCAAAACAGAAGGGCAAAAACGAAGCGAAUUGCAGAAUCUGAAAUGGAACGCCUACGUUUCGCCUCGGCGCCCAUGAUGCCACGCCCCUUUGGUAUUCCUCCCUCUUUACUACCAGGGGCGCUGAAUGUCUUUCAUCAAAUGAAUCAAUCUCAUCUCAUGAACCCAUUUUCUCGAACCUCCCUGUCAUAAUCUAGUUUUUAACACCCCGGCUCCCAGUUAAAUUUAAAGUUAAGAACAGUAUUCCUUCUGAUCGGAGAAAAAAUGGGUUCUCCAGCUAGUUAAUUAAUUUCUGAAUAUGUUUAGUUUAUGUGCUGUGGUCGCCAUAAUAAAGUGGAAUAUAAAGACGGCAUAGAAAUGAGAUAAAUAGUAUGUAUUGCUGUCAUGGAGGGUAAAAUUUUUGUAUUUUAUAUUAUUUUGGGGACCACUGUAUACAAUAAUUUAUUAUUUGUCAGGUUUACAGAACCAAAGUGGUUGUGAUACUAUUUAAACAUUAUUGAAUUAAAUUCACUAAGAAUU
Molecule: messenger RNA, 1325 nt
Organism: Eurytemora carolleeae
Lineage: Eukaryota; Metazoa; Arthropoda; Copepoda; Calanoida; Temoridae
Product: homeobox protein XHOX-7.1
Exons: 2
Coding region: 201-998 (265 amino acids)
Biological process (GO): regulation of transcription by RNA polymerase II; embryonic morphogenesis
Cellular component (GO): nucleus
Molecular function (GO): RNA polymerase II transcription regulatory region sequence-specific DNA binding; DNA-binding transcription factor activity, RNA polymerase II-specific
Source: RefSeq, a predicted model, not a curated record